AUGGCCAAGACUCCCAAAUGGAAGGCAGACGGCGGCGGCGACAAGCGGUCCAAGGCGGAGAGGAAGGCGGAGGUGAGGGAGAAGAAGGCCAGGCUGAGGAAGAACUACGCGCUGGUGCAGGAGAUCGUGUUCAUCUGGGAGAAGCUGAGGCCAAGGGAAGUGACGGCUGAACAGAGGGGCAAGCUGGUGACCCUGGUCCUGUCCAAGGUGCGUGGCCGGGUCCUGGACCUGGUGACCAACCACAGGGCGUCCCGGGUGAUACAGUUCUGCCUCAAAUACGGCUCGGACGUCCAGAGGAGGCAGAUCCUGGAGGAGGUGCGCCCCAACGUGCUGGAGCUGGCGAAGAACAAGUACGGGCACCACCUGGUGCAGAAGCUUGUCAACAAGUCGCCCAGGGAGGACCUUCCCAAGCUGGCGCGUCUGUUCGAGGGCCACGUGCCCUCCCUGCUCAAGCACCAGUUCGGCUGCGACGUGAUCAACGAUCUGUACUUUGUGGCGGACAGGCGGCUCAAGGGCCUGCUCCUGCGGGGCUGCUACAGCAAGAGGUUCGCCAUGGCGCUGGAGGCUGAGGGCGAAGGGGGGGCGGGGGUGAAGGGAAGGGCUGACGACUCCCUGGGGAAGCUCCUGACGGAGGAGAGCGGCUUCAAACGGGCUCACAUUAUGCAGGACUUGUACAAUCUGGUGCACCCCGUGAUCGAGAAGGGGCUGGUCCAUGGCCCCAUGAUGCACAAGCUGAUUGUCGAGUACCUGCUGAACGCACCCUCAGCCUUCGUCGAGGAAGUGGUUCAGACGAUGGCGGAGGUGGGUGACGCUGUGAUGAAGAUGGUGCAUACGAGGGAAGGGGCCAGGGCGUCAGCCAUGGUGGUCGCCUACGGGACCCCCAAGACCAGGAAGGCUGUGGUCAGGAACUUCAAGGGCUACGUGAGGGAGGUCGCGAUGGAUGAGUGGGGCAGCACGGUUCUGGCGACGGUGCUCGACAGGGUGGACGACACGGCCCUGACAAAGAAGGUUGUGGUGCCUGAGGUUAGGAAGUGCUUGGGGGAGCUGCUGCUGGACCGCUGCGGACGGCGGGUGGUGCUCAAUCUGCUCAACCCUGGCUCCAGCCUGUACUGGCCUCCGCACCUGCUGAAGAUUAUGCACCCUCCUGAGCGCAAGCUGGAGUCAAGACACAAGAGCAUGCCAGGCGCGGCUGAUGAUUUGGAUUUAGAUGAUGCAGAUGUCGAUGGGGAUGGCGGCAAUGCCGAUGGCGGGGCUGGGAGCGCUGAGAAGCUCGUUGAGAGGUUGCUUGGUGUCAGCAAAAAGGAUUCCUAUGUUCGCAGGCAAGAGGUUCUGGGACAUGGCAAGGACAGUUUGUCAGAGGCUAUCAUUUCCCAGUGUUUGUCAAACAUGGGCACCCUCCUUCGGUCUCCUUUUGGCGCAGAUGCCAUUGCUGAGGUUGCGACUGGGGGUGUGGAUGGCAUAUUGACAGAUUGCAGUCCAGAGGGAGUGCAGAAGAUCCAUGAGGCAGUGUUUGAGUUGUGUGCGCAGCCGAGACCAGUGGCUGUGCCCGCAGCAGAUGGUGAGAAUGUGGAAGAUGCAGGUGUUGGUGCAUCAGAUGCAAGUACUGGUGGGAAGGUGGUGGGUGGGAUUCCGGUUGUGCGCACUGGUCAACGCAAGAAACCGAUUGUGGGUGAUGCCAUGGGUGGUUGCGACAGUGGCAGUGAAGAUGGUGAUUCCAGCGAAUCCAUGCCAAAUGAUGGCUCUGAAGAAGAUGAUGACGACUUCCAGACUGCACACGAAGAUUUCGACGAAGAUUUAGGCGUAAUGGAUGACGAAUUUCCAGUCCACAACGACGCCAAUGAGAGUGGAAAAUGUUCCCCUCCGAAUCGGCACCCACUUGACGACCUGUAUGCCUCCAGGGCACUGCGGAGGAUGGUGGCUGCCUCUGCAGUUAACGGUAUAAGAGGUGCUUGUGCCAGGGACGUUGUGUCAGGCCUCUGGUUGAGAUGUUUCCAGGGGCGUUGCUCCGAGUGGGUGGGAUCCCCUGCGAAGCACAUCUUGAGUGCUCUUCUGCACUGUGGAUGUCCGGCCGUGGUGGAGGCAUGUGCCAAGGAGAUGAAGCCGCUGGUGAGCGUACCACUUGAGAAGUGGUCAGCGGAACUCAAGGCAUCAAUGGGCAAGAGGAAAGGCAAGGAUGGAGGUGGGACCAAGAAGCCCAAUUCUUGA
Messenger RNA from Ostreobium quekettii, 2205 nucleotides. NCBI's taxonomy places the organism in Eukaryota, Viridiplantae, Chlorophyta, Ulvophyceae, Bryopsidales, Ostreobiaceae. The record is from the annotation of a GenBank genome assembly.